Molecule: messenger RNA, 2973 nt
Organism: Macrobrachium nipponense
Lineage: Eukaryota; Metazoa; Arthropoda; Malacostraca; Decapoda; Palaemonidae
Exons: 6
Coding region: 54-2606 (850 amino acids)
Biological process (GO): signal transduction; chloride transmembrane transport; regulation of membrane potential
Cellular component (GO): plasma membrane; synapse; neuron projection
Molecular function (GO): protein binding; excitatory extracellular ligand-gated monoatomic ion channel activity; transmembrane signaling receptor activity
Source: RefSeq, a predicted model, not a curated record
UCCAGUACAGUGGUAACAGCCUGUGUAUAUGGAGAUCUCUACCAUCCACGAGGAUGCCAGCCAGCCCAAGCUUCGAGUACUUUGUAGUGCCACUGGUACUUCAGCUUGUCUUCACGCCUAUGCUUCAUGCAGGUAGGAGCAUCCCAGCCUUGACCCUCAGUGACGCCAUAGGAGAUGGUCUGAGCUCCAGUGCUUGCUAUCCUGAUGAUCUACCUGAAGGCUUUGGUGCAAACUUCACAGUCUGUACCUUCAUCAAACCUCUGGAAAUCUCUGUGCCACAGACAAAUCAAAUGAGUAACCUUUCCCUAGAUUACGAAGAUUACCCUGAAAGUGACGACAACAAGGGGUUUGAUGGACUAAUAUUCACAAUAAAGUAUUUGGAAACCUUCAUGGAGGCAAGUUUUCUAGACUCAAAGUUGGUUGUGACAUAUGGGAACAAGAGCUAUACAUUUGGGACUCCCUUUGAAGCAAACGUUUGGAGGAGAAUCUGUGUUUUCUAUUCUCCAGAUGACUUGAAGGUACACUCUGUUGUUGGCGACUAUUACGCAGGACAAGUAAACACCGAAGAUGCAAGAAAUGAUACUUCAGAGUAUGACAGAUUCUGUCUUGGCUCACCCGAUGAAAGCCUCAGUACCUUCCCUGGUACCCUGGCAGCACUGUCAGUGACUCAGUGGAACGAAUCACAUGAUGACACUGAAUACUUCCCCCCAACAGACUGCAGCAAUCUUAUCAAUGAAGAUGCCUUUUCUAUACUUGACACUAGCUGGAACUUACAAGGGGCUGCACUGAUGUCUGAUUAUGAUGUUGCUGAGUUAUGUAAUGAGGCUCACGACCCAAUAACUAUUAAGAUUUCUGCCGGGCACAAACCACACUUAGACUUGUGUAAGUCAAUCAACGGAAGGUUCUUGACAGAGGGAGAGUUGAAUGAUGACCUAAUUGAAGGCAUUGCUAACAUUACAGAGUCUUGUGGUGCUUCAGAUGAUGAAAAGUCAUUUUGGUACAGUGGGAAAACUUCUGGUGUUGGAUUGCAGAUGCAUUGCCCUGCAGCCUCUGCUAAUGGUACCAAUGGUACACAUCCAUGCAUCAGCAAAUUGCAGUGCAGUGUGUGUCUCAUACCCACUAAGACUUCCUUUACACUGUAUGGCGAAGUACUGGACCAAGAUCGGAAUUACUCUUUUCGUACUCUGGGAAAUGGCAAAUUCUACCUGAAGGGAAAAGAUGCGUCAGAAAUUUACCACAAUGGCAGUGUCUGGAUGUUGAAGUCUCAUCUUCAUGACAACGACUGGUAUCUUUCCGACUCCAUUUUCCCUUGUGGCAGGAAUGUUUGGAAGUCAGGUUUAGAGAAUCUCACUCUUACAGUUACUCAGUGUAACUGGGGUCAGUUUGCUUGCAACAAUGGUAACUGCAUAAUGAAGGCAUUAAGAUGUGAUGGCAAUGAAGACUGUGAGGGAGGUGAAGAUGAGAAAGACUGUAGCAUCAUCAGAUUGAACAGGGGAUAUGACAAAAAUAAAAGCCCAGGAAGUGGCAGACCCAAACAAGAGUUUCUUUACUACACUGUUUUUUUCUAUUCCAUUGGUGACAUUGCAACCAGUAAUGGUAAGGUCACAGUUGACUUCCUGAUUUACUUGACAUGGUAUGAGCCCCGGUUGAAGUUUUGGAAUCUUAGACCUCAGCUUCAGUAUUUCCCUUGUGACAUGAUCUGGCAUCCAGAUAUCAAAGCUUUAGCCGGGUACAAAGAUGGCCAGGCUUUUGAUCUCGACAUUUAUGACAAGAAAUGUGGUAGCGAGAGUUACCAUCCACCAGCGCACAGAGCUUUUGAUGAUCACUGGAUGGGAGAGUACCUAGACGGACUUGAGAACUCGCUCUUCUUGGACAUAUUUACACGUCUCACCAUUCCCUGCAACUUCAAGCUUCACCGAUACCCAUUUGGCUCCUACCUUUGCAACAUCAGCAUGUAUAUUUUGAGUGGCCGUGAGAGCAUGGCAUUCAAGAGUUUUAACGAUGAGGGGGUCAAUACUUUAUCCUAUAAAGGAAGCCCAGAUCUACUCGAAUUCAGAUUGGAGAAAAUAACAUACGAAACCCUCCACGACCUAUACGGCUCAGUCGACUACACAAACCUGCUCGUCACUUUCCACCUGCGGAGUCUGUAUGACUAUCACGUCCUCAACAGCUUUGGUCCCAGCUCUCUCAUAUUCCUCAUCAGCGUCUCCACGUUCUUCUUCCCAAUCGACGACUUCAACGAGAGGAUCAUGGUCUCCCUGACUGCGCUCCUGGUGUUGGCAGCACUCUUCACCCAGGCCAGCUCCUCCUCAGUGAAGACGCCUUAUUACAAGCUGCUGGACGUGUGGUACGCAGCUCUCAUUGCCCUCUGUUUUGUAGCUGUGAUCAUGAUCACUUGCAUCAACUCCAUCAAGACCAAGAAGUCACCGGAUGUGACCAUCAAGGUGAGGCCUGUAGGGAGGCUCUGGUGCUCAGCGACGGCAACGUAUCCAGGUUCGCCGAGGAACAAAGCCGUCAUUUGUAAUUUUGUUUCAAAGAUUGUUUUGAUCUCUCUUUUUAUCAUGCUAGUUAUUGUAUACGUCCUUUUUGCCAGUGGAAAAAUGUAGUGAGAUGGGUCGGGGUUGGCGGGGUAUGCAUACAUUUUCAUAAGGCUCAAGUGAUUUCUUGUGUGUCAAUCAAACUUUCACCAAUAGUAAAACUUUGCAACUAGCAACAUUUUUCAGAUGUACACAGUGUGAGUGCAAUAUGCCUGCAAUGUUGUGCAUUUAACAGAAGGGUAUGAGCAGUCCAGCGCCAUUAGUCGUCGUAAUGUGGUAGGGCAAUACUACAUGGAGAUUCUCGUAAUAUGCAGCAAAUUGCAGCAGUUUCUUAUGUUUUCUUUUUCACUGUUUUACACAAAUUUCCACUAAAUCCAUGUUUGUUUCAGCAUGAUGGUUAGCAAUGCAUAAAUUCUGUCAGUAAAAAAAAGAAAUA